This is a messenger RNA of Spathaspora passalidarum NRRL Y-27907, 408 nucleotides long. RefSeq lists its product as uncharacterized. Gene Ontology annotation, biological process: tRNA processing; intronic box C/D snoRNA processing; nuclear-transcribed mRNA catabolic process, RNase MRP-dependent. The annotation marks the transcript as partial. Lineage: Eukaryota; Fungi; Ascomycota; Pichiomycetes; Serinales; Debaryomycetaceae. Gene Ontology annotation, molecular function: ribonuclease MRP activity. The record is from RefSeq and is a predicted model, not a curated record. Gene Ontology annotation, cellular component: nucleolar ribonuclease P complex; ribonuclease MRP complex. The transcript has 2 exons.
AAUGAAUGAUAUAGCAGUAACUACCGAGAAAGCAGAUAGGAUAUGGUACUAUCUAAACCUUCAGAUCCAACCGGAACCAAUAUCUGAUUCUAAUCUUGUCCAAGCUUACAAUGCUGUUGCAAUUGACUUGAUCACUUGGAGACUCUUUAUAUCCACAGCGUUGAACAAGCUAUAUGGAUUGAUAGGCGAGUCCACUCCUUAUGACAUAAUAGCGACACCUACUGACAAGUCAAUUAUAAUAAGAACAUACUACGAAGACAUCGAUAAGUUUGUUACAGCAUUGAUGGCAUACACUUUUAACUUGGGAAAAGAUACUCAAGUUGAUAUUAAUUGUUAUAUUAAAGUUAGUAAACGAGGUGAGUUUAUAGGUUUGGUUGUAUAGGUUUUAAUACUAUUGUUCUAUAUUGG